UUAUUUAAAAAAUUAUAAUUGCUAACCUUGGCAGCGCAGUCUGCGGUAGCUAGUGCGCAAAGAUGUUUACCAACAACCUUCCGUAGUCAGUACAUCUAAUUAUUGUAUUGAAAAAACAGUGAUGGCUAGUGGUUCCAAUUCCAUAGCCGUACCUCGCGAAAUGGAGAAAAAAAAAUCACCUCAGUUAAGUUUCAAAAGACGAACUGUUGUUGCCAACUCGGAUUCGGAUGCCAGUGUAGAUAGCAACACACCUUCAGUAGAAUCGAAAGAUGACGGUUUUAUUUAUCAUAAAAGGAAACUUGGACGAGAACCAGGUUCUAAAAAAAUUAUACGUCGUGGUACAGAAUGGGAGAUAGUUGAAGGUCUAAAAGAUGGACAAAGAUAUGACAAAAAACCAGACAUCUUUAAAGGUUAUUUACACAAGAAACGAAAGUGGCCACUUAAAGGGUGGCAUAAGCGUUAUUUUGUAUUGGACAAAGGAAUAUUAAAAUAUGGAAAAAAUCCAUUGGACAUGUCUAGAGGUAAAAUUCAUGGUCAAGUUGACAUUGGACUAUCUGUUAUAUCUACAAAAUAUCAACGAAAACGACUAGACAUUGAUGCUGAAGAAUUUAUUUACCAUUUAAAAGCAAAAACAUUUGAAGCAUUUUCUGAAUGGGUAAAAGAAAUCAAGCAACAUCGGCUUUAUAGACAACAUGUUUUAACUUUUGGUCAAACAAAGCAGACACAAUCUCCACUACAAAAAAAAACAUCUUUAAUAUCUCCUGUAGAGUCAAUUAAAAACUGUACUCCAAACGUACGUUUAAAUGGUUGGUGUUCACAAUUAGAUUCAGCAAAUUCAGAAAUUAAACAAGUUGAACAAAAUUUGAAGUCUUUAAAUCGAAUACUUGAUCAAUUAGAAUCAGUUGAUAAUGAUGUUGGUGUACUCGAUGGAAUUCCAGUUACAAAAAAGAGCACCAGGUUUCGUUUGCGUAAGAAAAAAAGUGGUGGUGGUAGUUGGGGUGGUACAAUUGCUGGAUGGGGAAUUGAUAUGAAUCAAUCAAUUAGUCAAUCAACAAAUAAAGCUGUUGAUAUUACUGACUCGUCUGGUUUUCCUACUGGAAUAGCUUCUCAACAUUUGUCCAAUAGUAAUCCGUCAUUAACUGUUAAUCCGUCACCUAGUGAUCUUCAGCUGUAUACAGAUUUUGUUAUUUUAGCAAAAGAUAUUCAAAAUAGUUUUAAGUGCUUAAUGAAUGCAAUAAAUGAAGAACGCAGUCAUAUUUUUGUCGGAGAUGCAACCGAUGACAAAUUAUCUAAUUAUCGAAUAGCUUUAAAUAAAGCUAUUCAACAGAAUAGUGAACUUCGUGCAAAAUUAAAUAAUAUUCAUAUUACUUCAGAUGCAUCAAAUUUUCCAGAUCCCGUACUAAGUUCUUCACUAUCAUAUAGUUCUGGUGUUAGUGGUUCAGAAGUAUUUUUUGAUGCUGAAGAGUAUCAAGGUGGUAAAAUCAAUGAUUGUAAUGAAACUGUAACAAAUGAAUUAAUUGCUGGUGAAGUGGUUACUCAAACUUCAGAUACAUCUUCUGAAGCAGGAUCUUUAUCAUCUGAAGAUGGUUCUAUAUCAUCAGAAAACAGUGAUGGGGCCACAUCUGAGUACAAUAAUCCGCAAGGACUAGAUUGUGGAGGAUCUGGUGAUAUCAGGAAUAUGACUGGACGGCGUACUAAACUACCAUGUCCAAAACCUGAUACCGAAGGAUUGUCCUUAUGGAAUCUCUUAUGCAAAAACAUUGGUAAAGAUCUUUCCCAAGUGUCCAUGCCAGUUGCACUUAACGAACCUCUAAAUAUGUUACAGCGUAUGUGUGAAGAACUAGAAUACAGUGAACUUUUAGAUAAAGCAUCUGAACAAUCUGAUGUUUAUGAACGCAUGGUAUAUGUAGCAGCAUUUGCAGUGUCUAGUUACGGAUCCAGUUAUUAUAGAGCUGGUUCAAAACCAUUUAACCCACUUUUGGGCGAAACCUAUGAAUGUAUACGAGAUGAUAAAGGUUUCAAAUUCAUUGCAGAACAGGUUAGUCAUCAUCCACCAGUAAGUGUAUGUCAUGCUGAAUCAAAAAAUUUUAUAUUUUGGCAAGAUGUUAGAAUCAAGACAAAAUUUUGGGGGAAAUCUAUGGAAUUUCAACCAACAGGGUAUGUGAAUGUACAGUUACUAUGUCAUGAUAGCAAAGAUCAUUAUAGAUGGAAUAAGGUGACAACUUGUGUUCAUAACUUAUUUGGCGGACAAAGAUCUGUAGAUCAAUAUGGUGAACUGAAAAUUACUAAUUUGGAUAAAAAUAUUACAUGCAAAUUAACAUUUUUGAAGGCUAGUUAUUUUUCUGCUAAACGUCAUGAAAUUCAUGGUGUUGUAAUUGAUGAAAAUGAAGGAAAAGUUGUACGUAAACUAUUUGGUAAAUGGAAUGAAGCUCUAUAUUGUGGAGUCGCUGCUGCACCAUCUGCAAAAUGUAUAUGGAGACCAGGGACUAUGCCAGAAGACUAUGAGUUAUAUUAUGGAUUUACGAGAUUUGCAAUGGAAUUAAACGAGCUUGACUUAGAAACAGCCAAAUUUUUACCAAAAACCGAUACUAGAUUUCGGCCAGAUCAGAGGCUAUUAGAAGAAGGUGAUCUGAAUCGUGCUGAAUCUAUGAAACUCAAUUUAGAGCAAACACAACGAGAACGUCGUAAACAAAAAGAGGAAACUGGAGAACAACAUGAACCCAAAUGGUUUAGAAAAACUAUUAGAAAUGGUAUUGAAACUUGGGAAUAUAAUAAUACGUAUUGGGAUGUACGUAAAAACCCAGGAUUUACUAAUUACCAAUUUGAAAAACUUUGGUGAAUGUUACCAUUAAGUGUUAUGUAAUCAGUGUGUCAUUUGGUCAGUUAGUGGUGAUAUGGUUUAGGUUAGCCUUUUGGUGUAAUAACAUUUGUUGAACAAAAUUAUAUGAAUCAAAUAG
Molecule: messenger RNA, 2957 nt
Organism: Rhopalosiphum maidis (corn leaf aphid)
Lineage: Eukaryota; Metazoa; Arthropoda; Insecta; Hemiptera; Aphididae
Product: oxysterol-binding protein-related protein 6-like
Exons: 17
Coding region: 122-2839 (905 amino acids)
Cellular component (GO): plasma membrane; perinuclear endoplasmic reticulum; intracellular membrane-bounded organelle
Molecular function (GO): cholesterol binding
Source: RefSeq, a predicted model, not a curated record